UUAUGAUAAUUUGGACAGCGGAAGAGCAACUGAAGUGUAAAGCUUAGAUUCAUUCAUAUAUCUACGGUUGGAGUGGUAAGAUCUAGGAACAACUAGCUUCUUGAAGCUCCAGUCUUUCCAAUUCCAAGUCAAAUCCCCUCCAAGUCGAAGGAGAGAGAGACAACGCUUCCCAAAGAUAAUGCGAGGACUUGCUACUGAACCAGAACCAGAAGAUGAAACCAGCAGCAGCAGAGCUCGAUUCACUCUUCCAUGGAAAAUCUCGCCUUCCCUUCCUUCUUUUCUUCGUCUUCUCCUUCCUCGCAACGGUCUACCCCUUCAGAACAGAGAUUAAGCAGCGGCAGGAUAAAGACGAGCCAUACGUGGGGCUCAACAUCGGCACUGAUGUCUCCAAUUUGCCAUCUCCGGCCGAUUUAGUGGCGCUUCUACAGCUGCAGAAGAUUACUCACGUUCGGCUUUACGACGCCAAUGGCGACAUUCUUAAGGCUCUGGCCAAGACCAAGAUCCGCGUCAUCAUCAGCGUCCCGAACAACCAGCUCCUCGCAAUCGGCUCCUCCAACGCCACUGCCGCCGCCUGGAUCAGCCGCAAUGUCGCCGCAUACUACCCCCAAACCCUAAUCACCGCUGUGGCCGUCGGCGAUGAGGUGCUGACCACCGUGCCCUCCUCAGCGCCGCUCCUCGUCCCUGCCAUCGAGUCCCUCUACGCGGCCCUUGCCGCCUCCAAUUUGCACAACCUGAUAAAGAUUUCCACUCCCCACGCGGCCUCCAUUGUUCUCGAUCCGUUUCCGCCUUCCCAGGCCUUCUUCAACCAAACCCUAGCUCCAAUCGUCUUGCCGUUGCUUCAGUUCUUGUCGCGAACAAAAUCGCCGCUGAUGAUGAAUCUCUACCCCUACUACGUUUUCAUGGAGAACAAAGGGGUUGUUCCUCUGGACAACUCGCUUUUCAGGCCAUUGACGCCGGCCAAAGAGAUGGUCGAUCCCAAUACUCUGCUUCACUAUACGAAUGUCCUCGACGCCAUGAUUGAUGCUGUAUAUUUCUCCAUGAAGAAUCUGAACAUUUCUGACGUUGAAGUGCUCGUCACUGAAACUGGGUGGCCUUCAAAGGGGGAUUCCAAAGAGCCAUACGCCACAAUUGACAAUGCUGACACAUACAAUUCCAAUUUGGUCAAACACGUGUUCGAUAAAAGUGGAACCCCUUUGCACCCCGAAAUCACAUCCAGCGUGUUUAUAUACGAGUUGUUCAAUGAAGACUUGAGGUCAGAGCCGGUUUCCGAGGCCAACUGGGGACUCUUCUAUGGAAACACAACUCAGGUUUACCUGCUUCAUGUUUCCGGGGUUGGGACUUUUUUGGCGAAUGACACGACCAACCAGACCUAUUGUGUGGCCAUGGACGGCGAGGAUUCUAGGACGCUGCAGGCAGCAUUGGAUUGGGCUUGUGGACCAGGACGAGCAAAUUGCUCUGAGAUUCAGCCGGGAGAGAAUUGUUAUGCUCCUAAUACUGUGAAGGACCAUGCUUCCUAUGCGUUUGAUAGCUACUACCAGAAGGAAGGGAAGGCUGCCGGUUCUUGCUUCUUCAAGGGCGUGGCCAUGAUCACCACCACUAACCCAAGUCACGGGAGCUGUACAUUUCCUGGAAGCAAGAAAGCGAGCAAUAAAACAGGAGAGGCAAAGAACACGACAGAAGCAAGUGUUGCAGACGCAACAAGCUUCCCCACCACCAAGGGUGGUUUAAGCCUUUUCUUCGGCUUGGCGCUCUCUCUAUUAUUUGAUUCAUUCAUUUCAUGAUUCCCUUCUCUAGAUGUGGCUUCGUUUUUGAGGGCAUGAUCGACGUCUGAAGGGCCCCAAAUUAUUGGGUUUUGAACACACAUGUGAUUCUUGCGAGGGUCUGGGUUGUAUACUGAGCAGCACAGCAGCACUGAGGAGCAAUUCUUGACCCUUAAUAAUGUGAUGAUCAUUUCAAAAUUCUUGAGCUUUAUUCACUUUGUUUCUUUCUUUCUUUCUUGAACUUUUUCUUGCCACAUUGUUGCAUCGCUGGGCCAUUGAGAAUAGGAAAUUAAGACAGCAAAGAAGUUGGCUUAGUGAUAUUAUUAUAAUUCAUCUGACGGACACUCAACUUUUGAGGAGGAAGCUGACCCAUCAAGCAGGUUAAAGGGUGGAGCCUCGUGCAUGGUCCCAUUUCGUGAGGAGUGCUGUAUAUAAUAUGUUUUGAUUGAUAUAAAACUGGGGUUUAUUAUUGUUAGUGGAGCUUCCAUUAAAUGUCACAAAAGGAGGAAUUGAUCUUAGCUCCUUGUACUA
Molecule: messenger RNA, 2291 nt
Organism: Diospyros lotus (date-plum)
Lineage: Eukaryota; Viridiplantae; Streptophyta; Magnoliopsida; Ericales; Ebenaceae
Product: glucan endo-1,3-beta-glucosidase 1-like
Exons: 5
Coding region: 213-1781 (522 amino acids)
Biological process (GO): carbohydrate metabolic process
Cellular component (GO): plasma membrane
Molecular function (GO): hydrolase activity, hydrolyzing O-glycosyl compounds
Source: RefSeq, a predicted model, not a curated record